AUGCAAAUAGAUCAGAAACAACGUUCAAUUAUCUAUCACCGUGGACAAGUUGGGGCAGUAAGAAAUGACACAGACAUAGAGCUCGAUUUUCGCCAGGAAAGUCAUUUCUAUUAUCUAACAGGCGUAGAUGAACCAGGGUUUCAUGUAGUGGUAGAUCUAGAGACCAAUAAAGUCUAUCUGGUCCCACCUACUAUUCCUGAGAAUGACAUUGUGUGGAAUGGAUCACCCGAUAGCCCGGAUGAGUUACUUCAAAAAUACGACGCUGAUGAGAUUGUGAGCGAGUCUGAUCUACCGGGUCUCCUAACCGACCUAGACCCUGUCACGAUCCAUGUGCUGGACACGACCGACAAACAAGUGCUUUAUGCGGCCGGAAUAACCGACAAGAAACUCAGCACGACAUAUCUACGGGAUGCGCUCAAUGAAGCACGACUCAAGAAGUUUCCCUGGGAAAUCGAAACCAUCAGACUCGCAGUCUAUGGAUCAUCGCAGGCCCACAAGGCCGUCAUGCAGCAAGCAAAACCAGGCCUCUCAGAGUCACAUCUCGAAGGCCUCUUUAGGUGGAUUUGUUCGCGGAACGGGAUGUCCAGGCAGGCCUACAUUCCGAUCGUUGCCUCUGGUCCUCGGUCAACAACACUACACUACACCAGAAACAACCAGAUCAUACCGGCCGGUCCACAUACGCUUGUUCUUGUGGAUGCAGGAGGAGAGCGUGGAUGUUACGGAAGCGAUGUAACAAGAACCUUUCCUGCGACCGGGGUCUUCUCUGCAGAGGCAAAAACGAUAUACAACAUUGUCCUAAAAAUGCAAGAGUCUGUUCUUUCUAGACUAAGACCUGGAGCAAUGUGGUCUGAAUUGGAGAGACACGUUAUUCAUGUACUUUGUAGUGAAUUAAUUCGAAUUGGUGUAUUGGUUGGGGAAAUUGAUCAACUGGUGGAUAUGGGUAUACCGCACGCUUUCUUUAUUCAUGGUCUUGGUCAUUCGGUUGGAUUAGAUGUUCAUGAUAGAGUGGACAGUGCUGGAUAUUUGACAAAUUUCCUUCAAGGAAGACCCCUUGAAGCUAAUAUGAUUGUGACAGUUGAGCCAGGGCUCUACUUUAACGACAGCAUGCUUGAUAUCUGGACGCAAUACCCUGGUUACAAAUCCUUCUUUGAUCUUGAUGUCAUUCGUAGGUAUCGCGUGGUAGGCGGUGUUCGUAUCGAGGAUACCGUUCUGAUAACAAAAGAUGGCCAUGAAAACCUGACGCUUGCACCAAAAACAGUCAAGGAGAUUGAAGACAUCAUGGCUGGCCAACAAUUAUCCAAUUCAAACUUUUCAAACAUACUAUAG
Messenger RNA from Phycomyces blakesleeanus NRRL 1555(-), 1326 nucleotides. RefSeq lists its product as hypothetical. Gene Ontology annotation, molecular function: metalloaminopeptidase activity; manganese ion binding. The transcript is spliced from 5 exons. The record is from RefSeq and is a predicted model, not a curated record. NCBI's taxonomy places the organism in Eukaryota, Fungi, Mucoromycota, Mucoromycetes, Mucorales, Phycomycetaceae. Bases 1 to 1326 code for a protein of 441 amino acids.